AUGACCGCCCGCGCCGCUGGGAGUCCUGGGAGUUCAGGCGAAGUAGUAUGCGAAGCACCUGGAACUUCGCCUGAAUAUUUUCGCUGCUAUUUUGGACCGUUCCGUGAUUGUUCGGUGCAGUACGCCAGUACGGGGACUCCAUCGGCGCCCUACUCCAUCGCCAGGAACCUCGACGCCCGACGGGCACCCAAGCAGUUGCUCGGCAUUCUUGGUGAACGACACGUCGAAUUCGAACUCUCCAUCGGUCUCGACAGCAUAUCAACGUGCAGUGAUAAGGGCCAAACACCCCAACAAGCACCGACCAUCUCUCCAACAACCGUCCCCAGUUACCGAACGGGACUCAACAGGCCUCUCCCGGGUUACCACAGGAAUUCCCCGUGUUAUCCCACAGAUAAGACUCCGGGUCUUCCAUUGUCUCCCCGUACUAUCUCAGGCAUAUUCCUUGCCCCCGCAGUCGACCUCUUGUCUUUAUCAACACUUUCGCCGCCAUCGGAUAUCGGAUUCUUAGCUCUCCAAGUGUUUGAAAAGCCGGUUCGCAACGCAGAAAUGGCUGGAUUGAUUCCUCUUAUGCUUGGGUCAAGCAAGCGGGCAAGUCUUGCGCCCACACAACAGCAACAACCACAGCCCCAACAACAACAACAACAACAACAUCGCCGACAUACUUCGGAACGAAAUUUCAGGACUCACAGAGAUUCCACAUUUGCUCUCGCAAAGCAAAACGCACCCAAGCGACAGUCACUCCCUGUACCCGCCCGUGCCUCUGCCUCUUCUUCUACACCCGCUCCUGCGUCUCCAGCUCUUCCAGCCACUCCUGCACUACCACAAAACCGCAGCGAAUGGAAGCGAGCAAUCGUCGAGAUCAAGAAACUACACAUCGGCAAGAGGUACAGGGCAUGCUCAGCGCGGUGUAUCGAAAUCCUAGACAACAUCAAGAACAAGGAAGACGUCCGCAUCGAACCGCUUUACUUGAUUUACCUCCACUUCUAUGCGGCUACCUGUAUGGAAAUCUGCGCCCGACCUCUACCUACGGCCUCCAUGUUCCGCACUACCCUCCUUCAGCAGGCUCGCACACACUUCGAACAGGCUGCCUCACUCAUCAGUGCUGCUGAGAACUCUGUUCUCAAGCAAGCAUGGCGCGGUUCUGGCACCUUCUCGUCUUCUGGAUCUAGCUGCCACUCUCCUACCAGCUCUAUCAGCUCAUCCAUCGAUUCACGGGCAUGGACCCCAGAAACCCGCAUGUCAUCACCGACGAGUUCCGUUUUCUCCCAAGAGGAUCUGGCAAACAACACAACAGAGUCGGCCAACCCCACAAAGCGUGUCAAGAAGGUAUCAUUCUCAGUUCCCCAUGAGGAAUUCGACUUUGGCUUCUCCGAGCCAAUGGUUCGCCCUGAUUCGCCGACUUUGGGUAUGGACUUUGGCUUUUUUCCGGCUACAAAUACGCGUCAAGAAGUUCCCGAAGUACCAGCGUCAAAGUACCAGGAGGUCGAGCUUCCCCUCAAUAUCGAUACGGACAGCCAACAGUUCGAGAACUGCGAGGAAGAUGACGACACUCUCAACAUCACAAAAUCCAUCGAUCGUUUCCGCGAUCAGCUGCACGAGCUCCGCGAACAGCUUGAGAGACACUCGGCCAAUCUAGACCAGCAGCUCGAAACCAUGGCGACCGAGCCUCCCAAGUCGCCCAGGCGAGGAAGUGCAGGUGGUGUAGGGAAGGAGGAGCUCCGCGCUCUCGACAGGCAGGCUCGCAUUGAGCGGCUGCGCAAGGAUGGCUGGCAGCGGAAGCGAUUCGAUACCCAACGGUACGAGGAGCUCUGCGAAACCGUCUUGGCGGAGCUAAGCCCCGCCUAA
This is a messenger RNA of Neurospora tetraspora, 1845 nucleotides long. RefSeq lists its product as uncharacterized. The transcript has 3 exons. Bases 1 to 1845 code for a protein of 614 amino acids. The record is from RefSeq and is a predicted model, not a curated record. Lineage: Eukaryota; Fungi; Ascomycota; Sordariomycetes; Sordariales; Sordariaceae.